UAUCAUCAGUUAGAACAGUAGGACUUGCUGUUUCUUCGCCAAAUACGCGGCGCAAGUUGCAUUUAUUUAUUAUCUGAUAUAGUAAAUAUCAGCACCUUCGGUCACCAAGUUCCAUACGUUUCAGUUCUAGCAUUCGCUAGAUUACAUUUUACUCCAAGUAAAUGAUAUACUUGAGUUUGCGAUAGCAAUCCUUGUAGUUACUUUUGUCAUUUUUUAGUUCUUACUUAGAUUAGCUUUAUCCCGUGGAGGAGGGAGGAAAUAUUCGGCAAAGUAUUACGGAGGUGCUCAGCUUUUACGAUUGUGCUGAAAUUUUCAAUAGGCUGGCUAUGUAAGUAUCUUCUAACCUAAGUAACACAAGACAAGAGAAAUGAGUUUUAGUAAAGUAGCAGAACAGUUAAUGGAGGGUUAUAUGAAGAUCCCCAUGUCUUUGGAGCAACGGGCGCUUGAAAAUGUGGCCUUAAGAAUAUGUCAUAACUGUAAAUUAAAGCAACACAUUUUUUUCAUUCAGCUGAAAACUUCAGAUUCCCCUUCUGCUAAACAACUAAGACUGAAAUGGGAGGAAUCUAUUUUAAAAGAAUCUACAGAAGUGUGCAAGACACUGUUCCUGACACAUAAAAUCCAGGAACGUUUAAUUGUUCUUAUUCGAAAAAUAUCAUUACAGCUUUUAUUUUGGAGCGGUGUCUGGAAAGGAUUAUUUGAUAUUUCCUGCAAUUUAACGGCUGAUAUUUGGAUGUUAACUGAUUGGGCGGAUGGACGUCUAGAUGAGAGAAAAAUUGCUAAACAUAUUGUACUAGAUGAGAAAAUUUCAAAUUAUCAACGUUACAGAUUGAGUUGUGUGUAUUGUUUAGAGGAAUCAAUUUCUCAUUUGUGGAAUCAACUAUCAUUGAAAGAGAGAGCUUCGCUAAUACGGGAUGAUUACGGCUUUCCGAAAUAUAAAGUAAUCAAACUUUGGUCUAAAUAUAUGCAAAAUCCGAAUUUUCCUAAAAAUGAUAACUUUUUCCUAAAUCUCUUACACAAAGCAUUGUAUGAGUCGCUAAUUAGUAAAGCGGCAGUUGUUUUCGCUUGGAAUAAGUUAAGCAGUGUAACCAAAGAGAAACUUCUUGAAAUCAAUUGCAAUAUUGAAGAAUAUAUUGUUGACAACGAUGAUGAUGUUGCUAGUCACGAAAACGAACGUGACAAUAACCAUAUUGAUCACAAUGAAGAUCGUAAUAAUAAUGAUAAUGAGGAUGAUGAUAAUAAUGAUCAUUCUGAUGACAUGCUAUUUCGCUAUUUUAUUACUACCGUUGUAUUCCAUAGAAAAGUGGAACCUUUAAAAUACCUAUAUCCAUUCAUGGACGAUUUUAUAAUAUGGCUUCCUCACCCAUUUGGAUACUUAGAUGCGAUAUGCUUUCUUUUAUUACAAUUCCGAAAAUUCAGAGUUGCAUCUUUCCAAAAAUUGGCGAAAAGUUGCGAAAGUGUAAUAAAGAGUUUCCUAAACUGGCCUCCUACUGAUUUCACAACUGCAGAAUCCUGCCUCAAAAAUUAUUCGACUGAUAAUGAAACGAUAAAUAUUUUCUUUUCAUAACAAUUUUACAUGCGUGUAAAGCUUUAAAAUAUUUUAUCAAAAUAAUUCUGGAAUUUUACUUUUUAAAUUAAGAUGCGAAUUUUAAAGAAGACACCAUUUUAGCGGAUUUUAAAGAAGCCUCUUAAGAGUCUUAAAAUUUAAGGAAAAUAAUGCAGUAAGAAACAGCAUUCAUGAAUUUGAAAAUUUUGUAAGCUGUGUAUAUUUUUCUUAGACACAAUUCUGAACGGAAAUAAAUA
Molecule: messenger RNA, 1800 nt
Organism: Stegodyphus dumicola
Lineage: Eukaryota; Metazoa; Arthropoda; Arachnida; Araneae; Eresidae
Source: RefSeq, a predicted model, not a curated record